AUGCCGAUAGCCAUGCUAAAAGUCCCGCGUAUCAGCCGGCUCCACUGCACGGCCCCUCCGCACGGCCCCUCUGCACGGCUCCACUGCACGGCCCCUCUGCACGGCCCCACUGCACGGCCCCACUGCACGGCUCCACUGCACGGCUCCACUGCACGGCUGCACUGCACGGCUCCACUGCACGGCUCCACUGCACGGCUCCACUGCAAGGCUCCACUGCACGGCCCCACUGCAAGGCUCCACUGCACGGCCCCACUGCAAGGCUCCUCUGCACAGCGCUCUGUCAACCUUUUGAUCCCCACUGGUGCUUGGGGGUCUGGUGUCAGUCUACUCCAGCGUCCGCGGUCCACACAGGCACCGGUGACCCUGUCUCUGCUUCCUGGCCCUGCCUCUUAA
Molecule: messenger RNA, 393 nt
Organism: Knipowitschia caucasica
Lineage: Eukaryota; Metazoa; Chordata; Actinopteri; Gobiiformes; Gobiidae
Source: the annotation of a GenBank genome assembly